UGCAUAUCUAUCUGACCGCGUUAUUUGUCAGGCUGGUGGUGACUGGUUAGGUACAACAGCAAACUUGAGGGUUGUUGGAAAAAGACUGGGGCGGUGUUGAGCUUCUCACCCUCGGUUGGACCCGGAAUUCUUCCUUUUGGCUGGCGCUCGCUCUCGAUUCUCGAUUCUCACAGGGUCUGUCCCCAGGCAGACUCCAGUCUCGGCUUGCAACGUCAUCGUUCGGGUACUUUUGGGAGAAUGGUUAGCGGCAAAAACAGGGGACCACUCACCCGCAUUACCAUUGAGCACCCAGCCUGCCACUGCUUGGCCUUCCCCCAUGUUCCCAUGGUCGGGUAACGGAGCGACGUAAAAUCCGAUCGCUGGACAUUGUUGAGCAAGCGGUCUGGUUGAUUGGGGAAUUCGCUGUCGGAGGAAGCGGAAUUUACACUUCUUCUCUCCCGCACUUGUCUGCACCGGACACGCCAUCCCGACACAAAUGCAGGAGCAUUGUAUAAGGGGCGCUGUCCCGACGCGCUCCUCCAACCGUCACCAUGCUCAAGUCUACUAACUCUACAAGUCUUUUGCUGCGUAUUCCUAAGCUCGCCUCGUCCGUGUUUGCCGGUCCGCCCUCGGAAAAGACUGGAACAGCAAGUCCCUCAAAGGAGUCGAGCAGCCGAAUGUCCACCGAAUCGGUCUCUGCCUCUACGGAUACUUCUUCCUCGAUCCCGCCACCUACAACACAGCCUCUCCUUUUCCCUACGCACCGCAAAAAGAACCCGUCGCAUCAAUAUCACCCUCAGCACCACGCUGAAGGUGCACCGAGAAAACACACGCCCAGAAUGAUGGCAUUUCCCCUAGGUUACAAGGAGGCGGCGCACCAAUGGUGGACUAGCCUAUCAUCGCGACAAGCCGAACAGAAUGUACUCUCAUUUAUUCCUCACGUUCGCGAAGCCACCGGCCUAAGUGUCGGCGCGCGCCUCCUAGAUCUCGCCAACACCGAUCCUUUCGGCCAGCGAGUCUGGCGAUCAUCAAUGGUGCAGCUGUCGGGGAAGAACCGUGCCCUGAAUGAGUUCUCAAUCGAAAGGGAGGGCGAAGAUGUGGCCAACACCCUUGUCAUGCUGCACGGAUACGGCGCCGGGCUGGGUUUUUUCUACAAGAACUUUGAACCCCUCACCAGAUUACCUGGCUGGAAAUUAUACGCGCUGGAUAUGCUAGGGAUGGGCAACUCCUCCCGCCCGCCGUUCAAGGUCCACGCCAAAACACAAAAAGAGAAAAUCGCCGAGGCCGAGAGUUGGUUCAUUGACGCGCUCGAAGAAUGGCGCAAGAUUCGCAAGCUCGAAAAGUUCACAUUGAUGGGCCAUUCAAUGGGCGGCUACCUCGCCGUUUCUUACGCCCUCAAGUACCCCGGCCACCUCAACAAACUGAUUUUGGUGUCACCGGUGGGUAUCCCGGAGGAUCCCUGGGCAGUCAACGCCGACAUGCCCGAGCCCGAAACCUCCACCAUGGCAGCUGAGUUCACCCAGGACCAGGAAAGCAUCGUGCACCAAACCCCCGCUGGCCAAAACGCCGAGUAUGUCAACGCGAAAGCCAGCGACAAGAAAUCCGUCGCUUCCCAGCCCAACACCUCCACCACGCCCCCCAAGCGACCCCUUCCAGGGUGGCUGGUCUGGCUCUGGGACGCAAACGUCUCCCCGUUUAGCAUCGUCCGCUUUGCCGGACCGUUGGGUCCCCGGUUCGUCUCGGGGUGGACAGCCCGCCGGUUCAACCACCUGCCUUCGCCUGAAAAGCAAGCACUGCACGAUUACUCUUAUGCUCUGUUCCGCCAGCGUGGGUCGGGCGAGUAUGCCCUGCCGUAUCUCCUCGCCCCGGGGGCGUAUGCCAGAUCACCAGUCAUCAACCGCAUUCAGGACGUCGGCCGGCAGGUCAUCUCCCCCAAGACUGAAACCACCCCAGAAGUAAAAGAGCACGGUUUCCCGAUUGUGUUCAUGUACGGAGAAAACGACUGGAUGGAUGUUGCUGGGGGGUAUGCCGCCGAAGAAAAGAUUAAAAAGAGAAUAGAGAAAGAAUUGCUAGAGGAAGGGGGAGCAGAGAAGGAGAAUGGGAGUGUAAAGGUUGUUGUGGUGAGGAAGGCGGGGCAUCAUCUCUAUGUGGAUAACCCCGAGGAGUUUAAUGAGGUUGUGAGGAGGGAGUUGAAGGAGACGAUGAUGGUGAAUCAAAGGAGGAGGAAUUAGGGGGUGGGGUGGGUAUAAAAUAGAGGAUGGUGUGCUUAUGGAAGAUUAAGGGGAUGCAUGGUAGCGGCGUUUUACUGUUUGAGGAGGGACCAAGAACAUGGGAUGGGUUGUAUUUUGGAAGUAUUAGCAGCAUAGGGAGGGAUAGCGGUCAGGAUGGUGCAGACAGACAAGGAUGGUUCUAUAUGAGGAUGAUGAGGGGAGGUUAUGGUAGUAGACAGGCAUGAGGUAUUUGGCAGGCUGGUCAGGUUGGAAUUAGAGUAAAACCAACUGGGUGUUUUGUAUGGGCGUCUAUGAUGAGAUGGAUAUAGUAAUUUUGGGGCAUCUAUAUAUAAGGUAGUGUUCUCAUUGGUUUUGGCAGCCGUAGCCAACAAAAUUACAACUACCUACAGUUGGUUAUUGGAAAGACAUUGCUACUUGCUCA
Messenger RNA from Podospora bellae-mahoneyi, 2631 nucleotides. RefSeq lists its product as uncharacterized. Gene Ontology annotation, cellular component: mitochondrial inner membrane; mitochondrion. Bases 531 to 2210 code for a protein of 559 amino acids. Gene Ontology annotation, molecular function: lysophosphatidic acid acyltransferase activity; A2-type glycerophospholipase activity. The transcript has 2 exons. The record is from RefSeq and is a predicted model, not a curated record. Gene Ontology annotation, biological process: phosphatidic acid biosynthetic process; lipid homeostasis; cardiolipin acyl-chain remodeling. Lineage: Eukaryota; Fungi; Ascomycota; Sordariomycetes; Sordariales; Podosporaceae.